UCUUGAUUAUAUAUACUUUUGCAUCACAAACAAACAGAUUUAACUGGAGUUAGUAUUUCGCUGAUUCUCUUCGUGUAGCAAAAGAAAUUGAAGGAAUUUAAAAAUAAAGUAUUAGAAUUGAACAACUCAUUGCCGGAAAAAGAAAUAAGAACUCAACCCAAUUCCGAAAUCAGAACUAUUUAGAAAAGCUCAAUAAUUCAGUACAAAGUCGUCGUACCAACUCAUUCACAAAGAUCAAUAAAAGUUCAUCAGUUAAAGCCUGCGCUGAGAUAUUCAAAUCAAUGUCAUCGUCUUAUUUUUCUGGAUUUUAUUCUCUUCGAUUGAUUGAUGGUGGAUCCAGUUGUCUUUCAUUCUCAUGGCGGCCAAAGCAACUGAAAAAAGAUGGUAUCGUGUCUCUUUCGGGGAUUCAAGCCAUAUAAGAUGCUCUGUAUCAGAAUUGCAAGAACUCACCAACCCCUUAAUUAGUUGGAUCUUCUUCUUCUAUUCUUAUUCCAUGGCUGCAUGCAAUGAGACCAUCAAUCUUCUUGAGAAUCCGAAUGCUGGCUGGUUUAUUGUUCUAGUCUGCAAGAUCCAGAAGAUUUUGCUACUUUUGAGUGGACGAUUGAAAAGAAUGGGUGACAAACUGGAGUUCACUUUGAAUUUGGUUUAUCUUAAUGGUGGCAUUGUACAUAUGGUUUUGAGGACUAUAUCAGGUAUAUCCAAUUUGAUCCGAUCCAUUCACAGCCCUACACUAGUAAUUCCCAACCGAGGCUCUGAAGAUUUCAUGUCACUUGUUAGCCUUGUAGAUGGACGAACUGAACUCCAUAGAUCAGUUUCAGGGCUUCUUAGUUUUCCAUGGGCGGAAUUGGACGAGAGGACUAUCAAUAGAAUCAAUACUCAAGAUCUUUGCAUCAUGGCAGCAAAAGUAGCUUAUGAGAACAAAGCAUAUGUGCACAAGGUGGUCACUAAACAUUGGAAGAUGCAUUUGGUGGGGUUCUUUGAAUUCUAUAAUGAAUGCUCAAUGAACUACGAUACCCAAGCUUUCAUAUUCUGCGACAGGAAAAGUAGCAUUCGAUUAAUAGUUGUAGCAUUCCGUGGCACAGAAAUCUUCAAUGCCGCGGAUUGGCUGACCGACCUCGACAUCUCUUGGGCCUCCAUCCCUGGAAUUGGAAAAGUUCACCAAGGAUUCAUGAAAGCCCUGGGCCUUCAUCAAGCUGAAACCAAUGGAGUUGGGUCAAGGAAGCAUGCAGAAGCUGGGAACAAAAGCUUGGCAUACUACACCAUAAGAGAAAAGCUGAAGAGAUUGCUGAAAAGAAACCAAGCCGUGAAGAUACUAGUAACAGGACACAGCUUGGGUGGUGCACUGGCAAUCCUGUUUGUUGCUAAACUUGUGCAUGAAAAGGAAGAAGCCAUAUUGAACAAAUUGUUACGUGUUUAUACCUUUGGGCAGCCCAGAGUUGGAGAUGAGACAUUCAGAAGCUCCAUGGCUAGAAGGUUGAAAGGGAAGUACGUGAGAGUGGUUUAUAGAUAUGAUAUUGUUCCUCGGUUGCCUUUUGGUUCUCCCGUUACACCAUUUGCCCACUUUGGAAAAUGCAUCUACUACACCAAUUGRUAUCAGAAACAGGUUUUGGAAAAAGAACCAGAUGAAAAUUACUUCAAUCCCUUGUACUUCAUUCCCAUGCACUGGAAUGCUUGGAUGGACCUGUUUAGGGCAUUGUUUGUGGGUUUUCAACAAGGUGAAAGUUUCGAAGAGAAUUUACUCUCAUUACUUGAAAGGUUUGUGGGGCUCCUCAUCCCUGGUGUAAGUUCCCAUUCUCCAAGAGACUAUAUUAAUUGCGCAAGGCUAUGCCCAGACCACACCUAA
Messenger RNA from Nelumbo nucifera (sacred lotus), 1843 nucleotides. RefSeq names its product triacylglycerol lipase OBL1-like. The record is from RefSeq and is a predicted model, not a curated record. Gene Ontology annotation, biological process: lipid metabolic process. NCBI's taxonomy places the organism in Eukaryota, Viridiplantae, Streptophyta, Magnoliopsida, Proteales, Nelumbonaceae. Gene Ontology annotation, molecular function: triacylglycerol lipase activity.